UCCAGUGUGACAAGCAGCUUUGUCCAUCCAGCAGAAUCUAAGGUUAUCUAUGCGACAUGGCGUCUACUACUCAAAAGCCUAAAAUCGACUCGCUUAAUGCUUUUAUUCACCAACGUUUGACGAACAUCGCGGCAGAAAUAUGUCAGGUUUUUCAGGAGACUUUGUCUGCGUACCAGGAGGAAAUAAACCACUCCAAACAGGAAAAUGUUUAUCUCAGGAAAAUGCUGGCUGAAAUCACACUCGACAGAACAGAGAGGCUAGAUGCACAGAGCAGCCAAGCAGAUGGAUUUCCUCCAGAGAAGCAGAACUCCAGCCAAGCACCAACGGACCCAGAGACAUCAGUAAUACAAGUGAAACUGGAGCUUAGUACCACGCAGCAGGAUCUUGAACUACCAAAGCAAUCGUGUCCUUCUCUUGCUUGCAGCCCGGAACGCUCAGACAGAGCUGAAGAAUCUCAUCAUGAUACGUCAGAUGAACUGAAUCUGCAAAGUCAUGCAGACGGAGUUCCUGUUCUUCUUAAACAGACAAACUUCAACCACGAGCCACAAAACUGCAAUCCCACACAAAUCCAGGUCAAGCUGGAACCUUUGACCGAACAUGAGAAGGCUGAGUCACAAGAGCAGCUGAAUAAUGCUUCUUCAUUCGGCUCCUCCCCUGUAAGGACUGCUGGUAGACCUGGACAGCCUCAGUCUUUCUCUGUUAAUACAGUGAAUGUCCUGGCAAAAAAAGAUCACUGUUCCACCACAACCAUAGCAGUCUCACGCAAACCAGAAAUGUGGAACUGUACAGGUAUCUCUUCUGAUAUUUCAUGUACGCCUGGGAAAAGCGAUAUUCAGUUCGAGCCUUCCAUAAAAGACGAGCCCGUUUCCCAGUCCACUCCUCAAUACGAGAAACUGCCAAAUGACUUUUCGCGUCUGAAACCUCGCUUUCAGAGUCACAUCUCUUACAAGCCGCUUUACUGUGAAGUGUGCAGAAAGCCUUUCCAAAACGAAUGGCAACUGAAAAGGCAUUUGCUGAAGCACCAGAACAAGCGACCGAACUGCUGCGAGUUGUGCGGGAAGUGCUACAGUACACCACAUGUGCUCAAAAUCCACCUCCGGACUCACACAGGAGAGAGACCGUAUCACUGCAAGUUCUGUGAAAAGACAUUUAGUCAGAUAGGUCACUUGAAAGGGCAUGAAAGGAUUCACACUGGAGAAAAAAUUUACAGCUGCUCAGUAUGUGGGAAAUGUUUCACGUGGUUGAGUCAAGCCAAAGAGCACAUUCGGAGCCAUCCUGGUCAGAUGGCUAGAGUUCAAAGAAAAAUCAAUCAGUGAUUUAAGAAAAGCACAGGAUAUGCGUUUCUGAUGCUUAAUUUGGAUUUUUCUAACUUUUGUCUAGAUUUAGAUUUCUAAACCUGAUUUCUUUUUAAUUUUAAAGGGAAAAUUAUAAGAGAGAAUACUGGAUCUCAAAAGAGAUUUAUAUUAAAAUAUAAAUAAAGAGAAUACCUCAGCUCCUGUAUUUCAGUUUCCAGCAGCUUAGUUGUUACAAGAAUAAUAAACACAAUAAAAUAAAACACAACAGGUCAUGCUGCUAUGAAAAUAAUCAAAAGCAAUCAAAAUAUUUUCCCUGUAACAGUUUGUCUUGUAGUGUUUUAUUCAUCUUUUACCACAACAAUUAAACUGUUAGAAUUUCUAACAUAUUAAUUAUCAUAUCAUACCUUUUAUCCAUUUAUAGUUAUAUAUUUAUAGACAUUUAGUGUCGUGUAGCACCUACAAUACAAAUUCCUGUUAUCAAGACCUACAUUAUAGCAGCUACAAACAGCUGUUUUUCCUCAGCAGGUAACGGGGAUAAAAUAUACAGAGUGCAUAAUGAGGAGUGUGUUAAAAGUGUUGAUACGGUUUAUGAUUUCUUGUGGUGUCUGGUUCAACUGUGCUGUUUUGGAAAACAAGGACACAGGAUGCUUCCUAUAUAUAUUUCAACUGAGAUAUGUAAUUGACUCGUCAGUGCUACGUUCUUCAGCCUGUGAUUUGGAAAUCAAAUAAUGUCCAACGUCUUCAAGGUCAAUUCUUUUUGAUAAAAGCAUUCAGAGGAAUGAAAACAGAUGGGGAUUUCUGGGCCAGAAUAAAUAGUUGCUUUGAAUGAGGAUUAAAAAAAAAGAUUAGACCAUCAUGUAAAUCUACAGUAGAAAUUUUCCACUUCAAGAAAGGUCCUACCAGUAAAAAUAAUAAUAGUUAAAUAAGAAACAAAAAAAGUCUGGUGAUGUGUAGAAUCUUGUAUUCCCUAAAAGUAAACGUCCGUCUUUAUGCAUGUGAUGUAGAUAUACAAAAUAUUUUUUGUAUGUAAGAAGACUGUUAUAUAUCUACUUUGCGCUGAUGAGUCAGAAAUUGAUCCAUCUCAUAUAGCACAUUUUCACAUGUUGAUUCCUCCUAUCCUUGUUUCCGGUCUUCAUGCCAUGCAGUUAAGCUGGAAGCAUAUUUAAAGAAAGAUGAAACAUGCACAUCGUCACUGAUGCAAAGCACCACUGUUAUUUACUUCUAUUUGUUGAAAAUAUUAAGUGAUAAUAUAUUUUUGGAGGCUGUCUGCAGGAGUGAUGAAUCUGCUGUCAAAUAACCCUUUGGGGACCUUCUUGCUAUCUUUCUUACACCGAGAUGUGACUGUGAAAGGACAGAGCUGUGCGUCUCUCUAUAGAGGAGAGAGAACAUGUCUGGAUUGUCUUAACUGAGCAUUCAUUCACAACACUAAACUAAUGAUCAUUUGAGCACCUUUAUUAUAAUAUAUAAUGUUAAACUAAUAGAAUGCCAAAAUAUGACUUUAACAUGCAUAGUCUUUUAUUCAUUAAGAAGAUAAUAAAUUUAUUUUCCUUACUAGUA
Messenger RNA from Hemibagrus wyckioides, 2852 nucleotides. RefSeq names its product zinc finger protein 37-like. Gene Ontology annotation, biological process: regulation of transcription by RNA polymerase II. The transcript is spliced from 3 exons. Lineage: Eukaryota; Metazoa; Chordata; Actinopteri; Siluriformes; Bagridae. The record is from RefSeq and is a predicted model, not a curated record. The coding region runs from base 57 to 1316 and encodes 419 amino acids. Gene Ontology annotation, molecular function: DNA-binding transcription factor activity; RNA polymerase II cis-regulatory region sequence-specific DNA binding.